UCAGCCGAACACACACAGUUUACGGUUUACGUCGCAUGGUCCAUAGUGUCGCAACUGUCACGUAAUUCUGUAUGUGUGAAUCCUGAUUCGAGACGUCGUCGGGUCUCGAUGAAGAUGAAGCGAAUGAAAAGCGACGUGAUAAGCGCGACGAUCGAAUCUUAUUUGAAACGACGUCAUUAUCAGGCCAACGACUAUUGUAAGGGCGAUCAGUUGUUUUGUCAGAGCAGCGAUCAAAUGACGUUAAACGCAACCGCCGAGUGCGGUACCUCUCAGGAUAAUUCGAUCGUUUUUAGUGCCAUCACCGUUGACGUUACCGCGGCGGAUCAAGCUUAUCAACGAUUAAAAAAGUGGAUGAAUAUCAUACUCAAUGAAAAAAUAAAAGUAGAAUUACAAGGACUCUUGUUUCCAAUAUUUUGUCACCUUUAUUUAGAGAUGUUACAUGCUGGUAACAGACAGGCUGCAAUCCAAUUCUUAAAAGCACAUCAGAAUGAAUUUGUCAGUGACACGGAGAAAGAUUUCUUAGAAGAAUUAUCUAGGGUAUUUUCAGUACAGGAUAUUGAAUUGAGAUCUUUGGUGAAUGCAUUCAGAACUAGAAAGUACAAAGUAGAUCUGUCCGAAUCAGCUCACAUUUGUCUACGACAAUAUCUUACAAGAUAUGGACAUAUAAUAUUAAUGCAGAUUAUAAAUACACAUAUCACAAUAAUCAGAAAGUCAGGAAGUCCUAAAAUGGAUGGAGAAAUACAUGAAGAAAAAAGUCAAAGAUAUGAAACAAGUAUUAAUGGUCAUGUGGAACAGCCAUCUGGUACAGGUGUUGAUCGCGAAAUGCGAGAAUUACAGGAAGCAAUACGAUUAAUACGAAAUAAUGCUCAUCAAGCAUUAAGGGUAUUUACAGUGAAGAAUGCUAUAGAAAAUGCAAGUUGCGGUCUUAUUGCACCUAAAAUGGAUAAAUUAGCCGUAGGAUUUAAUACGGCCGAAAUACGCUUAUGGGGUAUAGGUGAAACGGUUUUAGUUGAGCGUAAAGAUAAACAAACGCAUGUUCCAUUUAUCUGUGAUGUAUCACCGUUUUAUAAAUUUAACAAACACGAAAACACAAUAAGAAGCGAAGCAGGAGCGAUAAUAUUAAGAGGGCACACAGACGUAGUGCACGAUUUAAGAUUUAUUCCAGAAGCAGACAUUCUCCUUUCUGUAUCAAGUGACAAGGAUAUGAGAGCAUGGAGGCUCAACGAUUAUUCAUGUGCAACAGUAUACAGCGGUCAUAGUUACCCAAUAUGGUGCAUGGAUACCAGUGUGUUCAAUUUAUAUACUGCUACAGGUUCACAUGAUAGAACUGCCAAAUUAUGGUCAUUGGAUAGAACGUUUCCCCUAAGAAUAUUUGCUGGUCAUUUUUUAGAUGUCAAUUGUAUAAAAUUUCAUCCGAACGCCAGAUACUUGGCGACUGGCUCAGCCGAUAAAACCAUAAGAUUAUGGGCCAAAGAUGAUGGGAAUCUAGUACGAGUAUAUGUCGGAGCGCAAUCGACCAUUUAUGCUUUAGCUUUUAGUCCAGAUGGGAAAUAUCUAGCUGCUGCAGGUGACGAUAAGUGUAUAUCCAUAUGGGAUUUAGCAUCUAAUGCAUUACUCACCGAAUUAAAAGGCCACGAAGAUACAGUCAUGAAUGUAGAUUGGAGUUUGGAUGGCCAAUAUAUCGCCAGUGCGAGCAUAGAUGGAAUUGUACGAUUAUGGCCUACUCAGGAUUUUAUCAACACCUUAAAUGGAGGAUCGUCAAGCGCAAUGUCUCAAUCGGAGGCGCAAAUAUUUUCAACAUCUUGCUCAAGCAUUCUCUCACUGAAUUAUUAUAAGAAGAACAAUUCGUUGAUUUGUAUUGGCACAGCAUAAGAAAUUUUUAUUAUUUAUUACUAUGCUAUUCGAAUGAAAUAUAUUUUUAAAUAAGAUUCUUUUUUAUCUAGUUAUAUACUAAAAAUUUUUCAGUAAAUUUCACUGUUCUCAUUAACAUUAUACUCAUCUAUUUUAUAUCUCUAAUCUCUGAAAUUAAAAAUUAUGCAUAGCAUCCAGCAUAAUAUAUUUUUACAUUAUUUAUAAAUAGAAAAUGCAUCAUUGUUCAAGUACUUUGUAUCUAACUAAAAAUUUGUUAUUUACUCUAUAUAAUUUGUCGAUAUUGUAUAUAUUGUGUAUUAAUUUUUCAUAUCAUUGUUUUUAACAGUUUUUUGUCAUAAAAGGCGUAUUAAUUCUUUAUUUUUAAUGAUCAGGUUUGACGGAUGUAAUCAAGUGUUUUUCAUUUUUUAUUUGUUUUUUUAAUUUUAUUUUUUAAGUAUAUCUUUUGUAUUGCCAAAUCAAAUUUUGUUUUACAAAAAAAAAAAAAAAGAUGUCAUUAAACAUAUUUAUAUUGCAAUGUGUAAGAAGCUUGAAUAUUUCAAUCUAUUAAUCUCAAAAUUACAAAAUUAUACAUAUGUAUAACAAGUACAAACUUCCCGUUUUUAGUUAGUACUAGAAAGUUAGACUCACUUCUUUUUUCUUAAUUUUAAUUAAUAACCAUAAUUAUGCCUCUGUCUAUGUGAUGAUUAAAAUCGGGCAUUAUAAUGUCUACGUAAUUGUGCAUAUAAGAUUCUUGUGGGAAUAUUGUCUAACAAUAGUUCAUUGAUAAUUUGUCUUGUUAUAAAGACUUUAUAAGUUGUGAAUAAUGUUAAAAAUACAG
Formica exsecta is the source of this 2689-nucleotide messenger RNA. It is a transcript of the gene wda, whose product is annotated as TAF5-like RNA polymerase II p300/CBP-associated factor-associated factor 65 kDa subunit 5L. The transcript has 10 exons. The record is from RefSeq and is a predicted model, not a curated record. NCBI's taxonomy places the organism in Eukaryota, Metazoa, Arthropoda, Insecta, Hymenoptera, Formicidae. Bases 109 to 1872 code for a protein of 587 amino acids. Gene Ontology annotation, molecular function: RNA polymerase II general transcription initiation factor activity; protein binding.